AUGAAUGUCAUUUACUCGGUAAAAGAUUACGUCAGCAAUGUAUUUCAUCAGGACUCGGGAUCAGGUGCUAUUGAUAUCGUCGCUGUGCAACAAGCAGAUGGUUUUAUACAGUGUUCACCUUUUCAUGUGUAUUUUGGGUCAUUACCCAAAUUAAAACCAUAUGAACAUCAACAUGUUUCACUUGAAGUUAAUGGUCAUAAAAUUCACGGAAUUCACAUGAAGGUCGAUCCUGCCGGUGAAGUCUAUUUUGUUCACCAGGUCCUGGAAUCUAUAGAUGAACAGGAUUAUUCAAUUUUACCUCAUUCACCCAGUAGUAUUGGACUAGAAAUGGACACUAUUGGUAACAAUAAUGCUUUUUGUAUCGAGAAGAAGACCGUAAAAGAACCUCAAGGACAUGGAGAAGAUGCAACACGAGAGAGUAAACGACAACGAGUGACGACACAUGGAUUGAAUGCUGCUCUGUCCAUUUUAGACGAAGAAAAUACGUCGGAGGAAGAUGAAGAGGUACCAGGAAUGGUGAAAUGUGCUUCCGUCUAUUUUGAUGCAGUGGAUAUUGAAGUGACGAUGGCUGCAAGUGGAAAAUAUGUUGACUACUACUAUGACCAUCCUUCCAUGUCACUUUGUGGCCAUUUGCUGGAUACAGUUGUAACUAAGAGUGAUGUAUAUCGGAUUUUUCUCGAAAACGUUAUCACGUUUGACUACUUUCAAGCUAAUGCUGCAAGUAUUCUUGCAAACCCAGCAUUGCGCUUCUACGUUGAUGGGAAAGUCACGUCGUACGAUGCGGACAUGCAAGCGUACUUGGUUUCUCGCGUGCUUUUCCCGUAUUCACAACAUUUAUCUGUAGGCGCAUCACCGAGUCGAAAUGUGAACGAACCCGACGUAUCAAUGGAGUUGCAGACAGUGGAUGCAAUAAGCAGAGUCGUAAAUUAUGACGAGCGCCUUAAAAUCUCAAAGUAUACUUUUUCUCAUUCGGGUAUGUUAGAACGCGGCUCUACUACGUUGGAGCAGCUGGACGAAGUCUGCAGUGAUGACGCUGGGUCAACACAGGACACUGCUAGCAUUACUAGUGAGUCCUACUUUAACAAAAGUUUAAAGCCAUCACAAGAGGAACUGCUGGAAAUGGGUCUGCGCAUAGGUACCAACGAUAUCUCGUUUGUGCUGCAACUAGAUGGUGUGGGUGAGGUGGCUCGCGUGACGGCAAAUUUGUACCUAUGGCCAGUCACAACGAAGGUGGUAAUUGCGCAGAUUGAUGGAGCGAUUUUAAGCAAAGCUGCCACGGGUAGCAUGUUCAAGCGUAGGGACCCUGCUGCGAUGCAUCCAGGAGCAGUAGAGUUUUACUCGAAGCUCGCACGGAACGGAUACAGAGUCGUGUAUAUCACCAGUCACGGCAUUCUACAGGCCCAAUUGCAUCAAGCACUUCUCCAUAAUAGUGCUGGUGAGGACGGGGAUGUUACGCUGCCAAUGGGUCCAGUUUUGUUUUCACCUGACCGCCUUCUCGCCUCCUACAACAAAGAAAUUAAUGGCGCACAAGGUUUCCGAUUUACUGUGCUUGAUGACUUGCAGUCUCUUUUCCCGCGUUGUGUGAAUCCGUUCUAUGCGGCAUUCGGCACAACUCAAGCUGACAGCGUUAUGUUCAUGCAAGCUGGCGUUUUUCCAGGAAAGGUGUUCAUCAUCGACCCGGCUGACGGUGUUCUUCGGCACCGUUCUCUCAUGGGCUUCCAUGAGUCCUACACGAGUCUACUGGAUCGCGUAGACGUUAUGUUUCCGCCAAUUUACUCGCCAACGACGGUGAUUCCAAGGUCUGAACAGAGCAGCGCUCAAUCGGUCGCGAGAAAGCUUCAGUCUGUAUCAAGCAACCUUAGCUCAACUUCAUGUGCAUCUAUGGUCAAGGAUAACCAACACAUUGCUUUUGAGGCGGUUGCGUCGUUGGUCCGCACACGAAGUCUCACUGAUGAGGCGUAUAAUGACAUUAACUUCUGGCGACUUCAGCCAGGAUACGUCUAA
Molecule: messenger RNA, 2004 nt
Organism: Peronospora belbahrii
Lineage: Eukaryota; Oomycota; Peronosporomycetes; Peronosporales; Peronosporaceae
Source: the annotation of a GenBank genome assembly